Messenger RNA from Phasianus colchicus (ring-necked pheasant), 3183 nucleotides. Its product is annotated as merlin-like. Lineage: Eukaryota; Metazoa; Chordata; Aves; Galliformes; Phasianidae. The record is from RefSeq and is a predicted model, not a curated record. Gene Ontology annotation, cellular component: cytoskeleton. Gene Ontology annotation, molecular function: actin binding.
AAAAAAAAAAAAAAUGUCUAUCCGAGGACUGAAGAAGAAACAACCAAAGACUUUUAAAGUCAAGAUUAUAACGGUGGAUGCUGAGAUGGAGUUCAGCUGUGAGAUGAAGUGGAAGGGGAAGGAUUUGUUUGACCUGGUGUGCCGAGCACUUGGCUUAAGGGAGACUUGGUUCUUUGGCUUGCAGUACACAAUGAAGGGAAUGUGUACCUGGUUAAAGAUGGACAAAAAGGUUUUAGAUCAAGAAAUCCCUAAAGAAGACCCCAUUAGCUUUCAUUUUUUGGCUAAAUUCUACCCAGAGAAGGUAGAAGAGGAGCUGUUACAGGAAAUAACCCAGCAUUUGUUCUUUCUUCAGGUUAAGAAGCAGAUACUGGAUGAGGAAAUCUAUUGUUCUCCAGAGGCAACAGUUUUACUGGCUUCUUAUGCUGUUCAAGCCAAGUAUGGUGACUACGACCCAAACUUUCACGAGCCAGGCUUUCUUGCCCAUGAUGAACUUUUACCCAAAAGGGUCCUCAGGCAAUAUCAGCUGACAGCAGAGAUGUGGGAAGAAAAGAUUACUGCUUGGUAUGCUGAGCAUAGGGGUAUCGCCAGGGAUGAAGCUGAGAUGAACUACCUGAAAAUUGCCCAAGACUUGGAAAUGUAUGGUGUCAAUUAUUUUCCCAUUGCUCAAAAUAAAAACCAUACUGAUCUCCUGCUCGGCGUUGAUGCCAAAGGUAUUCAUAUCUACAGCAUUAAUAACAGGUUCUCUCCAAAUAAAUCGUUUGAGUGGAGUGCUAUCAGAAACAUUUCCUAUAGUGAGAAGGAGUUAACCAUUAAACCUCUUGACAAAAAAGCAGAAGUCUUCAAGUUCUUUUCCUCUCAGCUCAAGGUAAACAAAUUGAUUCUGCAGUUGUGCAUUGGAAACCACGACCUAUUUAUGAGGAGAAGAAAAGUGGAUUCAAUAGAAAUUCAGCAAAUGAAAGCACAAGCCAGGGAAGAAAAGGCCAGAAAAAAGAUGGAGAAUCAAAGGCUGGCCAGAGAGAAGCAGCUCCGAGAAGAAGCUGAGCGAGCCAAAGAAGAGCUGGAAAGACGACUUUUCCAGCUGGAAGACGAAGCCAGGCAGGCCAAUGAGGCCCUGCUUCGAUCCCAGGAAGCUGCAGAGCUGCUGGCUGAGAAAGCUCAGAUUGCAGAAGAAGAGGCGAAAUUGCUGGCCCAGAAUGCUGCAGAAGCAGAGCAAGAGCGACAGAGGUUGGAGAUAACAGCUCUGAAAACCAAGGAGGAGAAACGCCUGAUGGAGCAAAAGAUGCGGGAGGCAGAAUUGAUAGCUGUGAAGCUGGUGAAGGAGUCUGACCGGAGAGCCAAGGAAGCGGAGCAUCUGAAACAAGAUCUACAUGAAGCCAGAGAGGCUGAACGGAAAGCAAAGCAAAAACUCUUUGACAUAACCAGGCUCAAUUAUCCUCACAUGGUCAAGUACCCACACUACUUGCCAACUGACACCAGAGAUGCCAACUUUGACAAAGGGUCCAUCAAGCUGGAUUUGAAGGACAUUGACCUCAAGAGACUGUCCUUCGAGAUAGAGCGAGAGAGGCUAGAUUACUUAGAAAAGAGCAAAAAAUUUGAAGAUCGACUGAAAGAACUGAAGUCUGAAAUUCAUGCUUUGAAACUAGAAGAAAAACAGUCUGGGCUUUACUCUCACUGGAAUGAAGUAUUGGGAUCCUUGGAUCGCUCCUUAGGAAAUAUCCCAUCGUGGAUGAAAACCUUUGAAACUGGCGAUUCAUCAGAUAUAAAUCUUCAUAGGCCUUUCCCUGCUUACUCGUUAAAUCCUACAAGCAGUUGGCCUUGUACCAACAAAAUCCAACACACGGUGCCAGUGCAGAAGUCAUCUUUUCAAACCAAUUCCUUGAUUGCCAACAGUGUGGGCACAGGAACCAGAAAACAGAUUGUAAAGGUUCAGCAGCAUGACUCAGAUGUGAUCUACAUUUGAAGAGCCUCGUCUCCUUACCAGACUGGUGAAACCUGAUGGCAUCUGUUUGGCUGCCACAAAAUGCACCCACAUAAGAACCCUGGUGCAGCUCUGUCUCCUGACAGCCAUCAGCACAGAGAUGUGGUUCUAUAGGUAGCAGUGCCAUUUGGCUUCCAAGCAGGUCGCAUGAGCUGGGAGCACUAAAACUGCCAGUGUAAAAUGGCUCAUGGCUUUGGGUACAGUGGUAACCAUAUACCCAAAGGAGCAUUGUUUACUUUUUAAUGCACUUUUGAAAAAACACUUUAUAUUUCUAAGCCUUCCUCCCCUACGUAAUUCUACACACUGACUUACCAAGAUGGUUCUUUUUGUGUAGAAGGGAUGCUAGGUGUCCAGGAGACGUUUGGGAUGAGAAGAAAAAUAGUCCAUCAGCUUGGUGUUCACCUACACAAUAGAUUAAUUCUGGUUUGGGUCCUGCCCAUGGGACAUGACUCUUACAGAACUACUCAACCUUGUAGUGUUUGCCUGCCAAAUAUUUUCCCUUUUCUCCCCAAAUGUUUCUCUGUUCACUUAAUUGAUUUUCAUUUCUCUGUGAGAAAUCUCAGUGUGUAAUUCCAGACGUAGAAUUGGACAUCUUCAAAUACCUCUUGUUCCUGGGGGAAUCCAUUGUUUGGAAUGCAAAGCUUCUGUUCUCUCUACAUUUCCAACUAGAUCGAGCACUUUCUGUUGCUUGCUGCUUCAGCAAACUUUGCAUACAUUAACUUGUUUCCCAGUUUGGUGUGACACAGCUUCCAAAUGAGACAAAGACAAAAGAUGUUAGCGAUGUCUGCUAAAGCUGGACUUGCUUCUGAUGGAGAAGUGCAUGCAGCAAAAUGUCUGCCUCAUUAGGAAAACCUGCUCAUAUUUUCUCAUUUUGUGUGUGUUUAAGUGUCUGUUUCACCAAUAAAGUCUGAGGACUUUGGGGAAGCAGGCGAUACACAGCUGUAGCUAACGUAGCAGCACAGUUGAGCAUGUGAGACGUGGUGUAAAAAAUAGAUGCAAAUGGUAAAUAUCUAGUUCCAAAAGCUAAAACUAAGGAAAAUACAUGAAAUAAAAAGCUUCAAUUUUCACUUGCUAGUAACAGCUUUGAACUGAGUGUUGUGUCAAUAUUGCAACAGCAUUAACAAGGCAACUUGCAAGAACAAACAUGCAAAUCCCCUCUGUAUACAUCUACAACAAGCUGAGCACAGUGGGGGAUAGCAUCUGUA